ACUUAUUUGGAAUGCAAUUAUAUAUAGCAUAAUAGCAAUACCAAUGCCAACACCAAUCUCUCGGAGUAGCCCCAUCCACCACUUACGAGCCUAAGUCUAAAUUCCUCUUCAAAAUCUCUCUCAAGAUGCUAGCUAAGCCUUGCCACAUAAUUACUCCGACUAUCUUUCGGACACCAGAAAACUUUGUACCCCGUGCAAUACAAUUCCGUCAUAAAGCCACCACUACCCAACCUACACCCAUUGUCGUACCUGAUAGACGAGUUUCAACCCAAGAAAUUAUCGACGAGAAGAUCGUGGCAUUUUGGGACUACCAAUUUUUGUUCAUGUCACAAAGGUUGGAAGUACCAAAUCCUAUUAAACUUAAACUCAUUGAAGGUGCAUUACCAAAAGACUUCCCAUUAGGUACAUACUAUCUUACUGGGCCGGGCCUCUUCAUUGAUGAUUAUGGAUCAAAUAUCCACCCGCUCGAUGGUCACGGGUAUUUAAGGGCCUUUGAAAUUAAUGGGCCGAAGGGAGAAGUGAGAUUCUCAGCUAAGUAUGUUAAAACUAAGGCCCAAAUGGAAGAAUGUGACCCAAUAAGUGGGUCUUGGAGGUUUACUCAUAGAGGCCCAUUUUCUGUGUUGAAAGGUAGUAAGAUGAUUGCAAAUACUAAGGUGAUGAAAAAUGUGGCAAAUACUAGCAUCUUAAAAUGGGGUGGACGUUUGUUUUGUUUGUGGGAAGGUGGGACUCCAUAUGAAAUUGAACCCCAAACUUUGGAUACAAUUGGAAGUUUCAAUUUUUUCAAUGAUGAUAAUAAUAUCAUUGAAGGUAGUGUCGAUCGACCUCAUGCUUGGGAUGUUGUUGCCCGUAUACUGAAGCCUAUACUCCAUGGAAUUUUCAAGAUGCCAUCAAAAAGAUUAUUAUCACACUACAAGGUUGACGCUCAAAGAAAACGACUUAUCGUUAUGGCAUGUAACGCAGAGGAUAUGGUACUUCCUAGAAGUCACUACACUUUCUAUGAAUUCGAUCCAAACUUCAAAUUAUUGCAAAAGAGAGAAUUCAACAUUUCCGGUCAUUCAAUGAUUCAUGAUUGGGCUUUUACCGAUACACAUUACAUAUUGUUCACUAAUCACGUGAAGUUGGACGUAUUAGGAACAAUGGCAGCUAUAUCUGGAAAAGCACCUAUGAUAUCAGCUCUUUCAGUGAACCAUAAAAAGCCAACAUCUUCCAUUUACAUCCUUCCUAGAUUUUCAAGCAAUACAACCAACUGUAAUUCUGAUGAAUACUGGAGAAAACCUAUAGAAGCUCCACAACUGUGGCUGUUACAUGUUGCUAAUGCAUUCGAGAACGUCGAUGAUGAUGGAAACCUUAGGAUUCAAAUCCAUGCUACUGCUUGUGCUUAUAAGUGGUUCAACUUUCAAAAGAUGUUUGGAUACAAUUGGCAAAAUGAUAAAUUAGACCCUUCAAUGAUGAACUGUAAAGAAGGGAAGGAGCAACGUUUGCCUCAACUCAUUGAGGUGACAAUCAAAUUAGAUAAGAACAGAAAACAUCGAGAAUGUUCAAUAACACGUUUAAACAAUCGCGCAAAAUCUUCAGAUUUUCCAAUGAUUAAUCCGGAAUAUUGUGGUUACAAACAUAGAUUUGUGUAUACAGCAGCUUCUUGUGGUUCACAUCAAACAUUAUCACAUUUUCCCUUUGAAACAAUACUCAAACUUGAUAAGUUAACUAAAAAAGUAUGUACAUGGGCUCCUGGUAUUCGUCGAUUUGUUGGGGAGCCAAUGUUUGUCAACAAAGGAUCGUUUGGUGAUGAAGACAAUGGAUAUCUUCUGGUAGUAGAGUAUGUGGUCUCGCGGCGAAUGUGUAAUUUAGUGAUCUUGGAUUCAAAACGGAUUGGUGAGGCAAGAGCCGUUAUUGCAAAAUUUGAAGUUCCAAAAUCGUUGACUUUUCCUUUAGGCUUUCAUGGUGCUUGGACUCUUAAACAAUGAUGUAGGUUGGAAUCAAGAUACGGGGGAUAAGAUUUUGAACAACAACCUUAUUUUUGUGUUUCAAUUUUUUUGGUAGGUUUGUAUGGGAUUUGGGUGUGAUUUGCCUAUUUUAUGUAUACUAGCAUAGUGCCCGUGCGAUGCACGGAUUAUAAAUCAAAUUAUUAAACCCGUAGAAAAAAUAAAAACAAAGGUAAUUCAUUUACUAUUAAAGGACUUGUACUAAUGG
Chenopodium quinoa (quinoa) is the source of this 2190-nucleotide messenger RNA. Its product is annotated as carotenoid cleavage dioxygenase 7, chloroplastic. The record is from RefSeq and is a predicted model, not a curated record. Gene Ontology annotation, molecular function: 9-cis-epoxycarotenoid dioxygenase activity. Gene Ontology annotation, biological process: carotene catabolic process. Gene Ontology annotation, cellular component: chloroplast stroma. Bases 126 to 1964 code for a protein of 612 amino acids. The transcript is spliced from 7 exons. Lineage: Eukaryota; Viridiplantae; Streptophyta; Magnoliopsida; Caryophyllales; Amaranthaceae.